AUGGCUUCCUCCAACACUUCAUCUCUCUUAGAUACUACCGAGACGGCUUCCUCGGAGACUCCCGUUAUUUCUUCCUCGCUCAAAUUCCUUCUUUCCAACCUCAAGAACUUUGUGCAAAGCCCUCUCUCGGCGGACAACUACCCGCUUUGGCGCUCUCAAAUCGUCAAGAUCUGUCGUGCCAAUGGGUUUGAAUCCUUUCUUGAUCCUCAAACUCCUAUUCCGGACAAAUAUAUUUCCAAACCAGACGGAUCCACCGCUCCCAAUCCUCGCCAUCUGCAAUGGCUUCUUACCGAUCAGAACCUCUCGGCGGCGAUUUGCUCUACAAUAUCCUCCUCCAUUCUUCCGUAUAUUCUCAAUCUUGAAUCUACUUCGCUUAUCUGGACCACUCUUGAGACUUGGUUUCAAUCCACGAGUAGGUCCAAGGCCAUUCAAUUGAAAAACGAGCUUCACAACAUAUCUCUCAAGAAUUCCUCAAUGUCGCAAUAUCUCACCGACGUGAAGAAUCUUGUUGAUCAAAUCGCCACUACUGGAUCGAAAAUUGAUACAUAG
Molecule: messenger RNA, 549 nt
Organism: Dendrobium catenatum
Lineage: Eukaryota; Viridiplantae; Streptophyta; Magnoliopsida; Asparagales; Orchidaceae
Exons: 1
Coding region: 1-549 (182 amino acids)
Source: RefSeq, a predicted model, not a curated record